Messenger RNA from Drosophila grimshawi, 1706 nucleotides. RefSeq names its product immunoglobulin superfamily member 10 (gene wrapper). The record is from RefSeq and is a predicted model, not a curated record. The transcript has 6 exons. Gene Ontology annotation, cellular component: plasma membrane; axon; neuronal cell body. Gene Ontology annotation, molecular function: axon guidance receptor activity; protein binding. Gene Ontology annotation, biological process: homophilic cell-cell adhesion; synapse organization. Lineage: Eukaryota; Metazoa; Arthropoda; Insecta; Diptera; Drosophilidae. Bases 169 to 1668 code for a protein of 499 amino acids.
CAACGUCAGCUCAAGCGUUCAGUUGGGCUCGUGACUUGAAGCGCGCCGGAACAAAAAUUGCGACACGCGUCCGCCUGGAGGGGAAUAGUUAGCUUGAAAUAGAUUCGAAUAAUACGUAACAUUAAAUCGCUGUUCUCUAAUUGAAUUUAAAAUCCAAGUGACCGCAAUAUGUGCUCCAUUGAUUUGUUAAUAUCGCUUUUACUGAUUGGCCUGCUGCAUCCCUCAAAAGCCGAGCUCAAUUUCAACAAUGAUCUGGAAAACAAUCAGAAAUUUAAAAGUGUUCCGACCACAAUAAAAUCAUAUGAAAAUGAUACAGUUCUAUUGCCGUGCCAUUUGGAUACUCCCUUUCGCUAUGUGCGAUGGCAUCGCGAUGAUCAGCCUUUGGUAGACUCCCGCCAUCCGGAGAUUUUGCCACCGAACGAAAGGAUUGUGCUGUGGGGCAAUGGCAGCCUGCAGGUGUCCAAUCUCAAAGCCGAGGAUACUGGCGACUACUACUGCGAGAUCAUGUCGAGCAGCAAUCACGCCGUCCAGGUACAUGCCAUUGAGGUGCAGUACGAGCCGAGUGUUGUCACGGAGCCAAGCGGCAUCCUCGAGCUGCCCAUUGGCGCCAUCUUUGAGGUUAUCUGCAUGGCAAAGGGUGUGCCACAGCCGUCCAUCAGCUGGCGCCUCAAUGGCAACACUGUGGAUCAAUAUAGCAACUCGGGCAAUCGCCAGAGCCACAUCUUUGAGAUUAAGUCUCGUAGCAUGGCCGGAUUGAUCGAGUGCCUGGCGACCAAUGAAGUGGGUCAGCCAGCAGUGGCGGGCGUUCAGCUCCAAGUCUUGUUUGCUCCAGAGGUGACGUUGCCACAGAGUGUUGUCUACACUCGGGUCGGAGAUCGAACACAUCUGGAGUGCAUUGUGGAGGCGGCACCGCUGGCGACGCUGCAAUGGUUCCAUCAUGGUGUCCCCGUGGCCAUUGGCGCUCACAUUAGCAGCCAGGAGACGGAGCUGGGCGUUGUCAAUCAGGCCUUGGAUAGCUAUGUCAGCCUCGUCAAGCACGUGCUGACCGUCAAGAAGGUCCGUGAAUCCGACAUGGGUCAAUACGAGUGCCGGGCGAGCAACUCGAUUGGUUUCAAGAGCGCCACCGUGGAGCUUACAGGUCGACCCAUGCCCUGUGUCUUCAAGAUCAAUCCGGGCACCCAGAGCUCCACUUCGCAUGUGCUUGUUUGGCAAACGGAGAGCAUGCUGCCCAUCAUGGAGUUCAAACUGAAAUUCCGACAGAUACCAUCAGCAAAUAUAACAAGGACUAUUAGAACCAACUGGACUGAGCUGACAAUUCCAGCCCAAGUGACAAUCGGUCCGAUUUAUAUAACAUCCUAUACGCUGCACGGCCUUCAGCCUGCGAGUCUCUUUGAGGUGUCAGUUCUGGCCCGGAACAGCUUUGGCUGGAGCGACAACAGUAAAAUUGUCAGAUUCGCCACUGGCGGCGAGGUUGAGCUGCCGAAUUAUUCGACGGAAUCGGAACUGCAAUAUGAUGCAACGGAGGAGGUCUUUGACAAUGAGAUCACGCAGAGAUCACAGAUAUUCACAGCGAGCAUGACCCAUAAUGGGGCAACAACCUGUGAAUACAGUGGCUUUAUAUAUCUAGCGAUAUUUAUUCAAAUUUGCCUCAAUAUGCGUUACACAUAACAUAAAGUAAUAAAUAAAUGCAUUUGUACUGAUUUCAA